AUGCGCUACUCCUUAUCAACCAAGCUACUGCUCCUGCUGGGCUCUUCGCAGCUGGUUCUCGGCUCCCUCAGCGACCAGGUCGUGAUCGCGCCUUCAGUAAAGGAUGGUGGCGUCGUUCCAGGAACCGUGUGGGCUGUCGACAGCUCCGUUCGUACGGCACUCGAAAAGCACUCCGAUCCCGUCGAUGCCUUGGUCUCUCUGCAGCCGGAGAUGGCGGCCAAGAUGUCCGAGGCUCGCCUGAUCCACGUUUUUGGCGAGAAGAAGGCUGAAUGGAUGACCGAAGGAGAUAAGCUCCGCCUGCGGAGGAAGGGCAAGAAGUUCCGCGACAUCACAGACUUCCAGGAGCUCUACACUGAUUCCGUCGACGCAAAGUCCGGGAAAGCCAACCUCCCCAAGAUAACUCACCAAAGGCUCAUCAAGCCCCUCUUCCCCAAAGUCAACCAGGCCGAGAUGCACGAUGUACUCCAGCACAUGACGAGCUACUACAACCGCUACUACGGCGGCCCGACAGGCGAAGAGAGCUCCGUCUGGCUGCACGACCACAUUGCCGGCAUCAUCGCGGCUUCCCCGCUGCACGCACACAUCUCGCUCGAGUACUUCACCCACGAGUUCCCGCAGUCUUCCAUCAUCGCCCGGUUCGAGCCAAAGGUCCGCGACUUCUCCAAGCCGUUGACCAUCAUCGGCGCACACCAGGAUUCGGCCAACUACCUGUUCCCGUUGCUACCCGCACCGGGCGCCGAUGACGACUGCUCCGGCACCGUGAGCAUCCUUGAGGCAUUCCGUGUGCUGGCGAUGAGUGGGUAUAUCCCUCAGGAGGGUCCUGUCGAGUUCCAUUGGUACGCGGCCGAAGAGGGCGGGCUGCUUGGUAGCCAGGCCGUAGCAGCGUACAAGAAGAAGGAGGGCGCGAACAUUGGUGCCAUGAUGGAGUUUGACAUGACUGCCUUCAUCGCGAGGAAUGCCACGGAGUCCAUUGGGUUCAUCAAGACGGAUGCGGACGCGCCCUUGACCAAGUGGGCGGUAGACCUGAGCGAGGAGUACAUCAACAUCACGACGAGCGUCUACGAGCUGAUGCCGGGCGCCGGGUCCGACUACAUGUCGUAUACGAAGCUCGGGUUCCCUGCAACGUUCGCUUCAGAGGGCAACCCUGUGGCUGGCGGGUUCCCCGGCGAGUUUGAUCCGUAUGUGCACACGGACAAGGACACAAUGUGGGUCGAUGACGAGACCGGCGUUUUCUCCAUUGGCCACAUGGCGAGGUUCUCUGAGCUGGCUAUUGCUUUUGCUAUCGAGCAGUCUGGCUGGGAUAACAAGUGGAGGUAA
This is a messenger RNA of Colletotrichum spaethianum, 1317 nucleotides long. Its product is annotated as leucine aminopeptidase 1. Gene Ontology annotation, biological process: proteolysis. NCBI's taxonomy places the organism in Eukaryota, Fungi, Ascomycota, Sordariomycetes, Glomerellales, Glomerellaceae. The coding region runs from base 1 to 1317 and encodes 438 amino acids. Gene Ontology annotation, molecular function: metalloexopeptidase activity. The transcript has 2 exons. The record is from RefSeq and is a predicted model, not a curated record.